This is a messenger RNA of Bufo gargarizans (Asiatic toad), 2617 nucleotides long. It is a transcript of the gene WNT10A, whose product is annotated as Wnt family member 10A. Gene Ontology annotation, molecular function: frizzled binding; cytokine activity. The record is from RefSeq and is a predicted model, not a curated record. Gene Ontology annotation, cellular component: extracellular region. Gene Ontology annotation, biological process: cell fate commitment; neuron differentiation; canonical Wnt signaling pathway. The transcript is spliced from 4 exons. Bases 395 to 1576 code for a protein of 393 amino acids. Lineage: Eukaryota; Metazoa; Chordata; Amphibia; Anura; Bufonidae.
UGUGUGUGUGACAGCUCCAAAGAGCCACAAACUUCUAGACAGUUAGGGAUGAGAAGCGUGGAAAGGGGGCCACAAGGCUCAGGGGCCAGGGAUCCCAAGGAGAAGAUCGGGAAGAGAAGCCUAAGAUAGAAGACACCGCCUGAGACUGCCCUGAGGAAUACAAGGAAGGAACCUGAAGGACUGGAGAAUGAACUGCGGGCACCGCUGAUCCCUACCCUGCUGUCCCAGGAGGAAGAGGCGACACAUCCCGGGGAGGUCUCCUCCAGCCAGAAAACUUCUCCCCCCUGCAAAAGAAAGAUGAACCUUGGAGACAUUGCGUUACACCUCAAUGAAAUUCGGAAGCAGGGAAGAGAGCGGUAAAGGGUGACGGGCAGACGCUGGACAGAGCAGCACCAUGGCACCCUGGCACCUUCCUGGCAUCUUCUUCACUAUCCUGCUGGGACUACUGCUCUCCAUGCAGAGAUCAUUGACCAAUGAGAUUCUGGGUCUGAAGAUACCGCCGGAGCCGGUGCUGAACGCCAACACGGUGUGCCUGACGUUACCGGGCUUGACUCGUCGCCAGAUGGAUGUCUGUAUGCGGCAUCCAGAUGUAGCGGCGUCCGCCAUACAGGGAAUACAGAUCGCCAUCCACGAGUGCCAGCACCAGUUCCAGGAUCACCGAUGGAAUUGUUCCAGCCUGGAGACCAAGAACAAAAUUCCGUAUGAGAGCGCCGUGUUCAGCCGAGGCUUCAGGGAAAGCGCCUAUGCCUACGCCAUCGCUGCUGCCGGAGUGGUGCAUGCCGUCUCCAACGCUUGCGCCAUGGGUAAACUGAAGUCAUGCAGCUGUGAUGAGAAGAGGAGAGGGGAUGAGGAAGCCUUCAGAGCUAAACUCCACAGACUUCAGAUGGAAGCCAUGAACCGGGGGAAGGGCAUGGUGCAUGGGGUGAUGGAGCACAUGCCAGCCGAGGCACCGGGGCCCCAGGACUCUUGGGAGUGGGGAGGCUGCAGCCCAGACGUGGAGUAUGGAGAACGCUUCUCCAGGGACUUCUUGGAUUCCCGGGAGCUGUUCAGGGACAUUCACGCUCGGAUGAGGCUGCACAACAACAGGGUGGGCCGACAGGUUGUGAUGGAGAACAUGAAGAGGAAGUGUAAAUGUCACGGCACGUCUGGCAGCUGCCAGCUGAAGACCUGCUGGCAGGUGACUCCCGAAUUUCGGUUGAUCGGCUCCCUCUUGAAGGACAGGUUUGCAGUGGCCACCAUGAUCCGUCCCCAUAACCGUAAUAAUGGGCAGCUGGGUCAGCUGGACCAGACUCACGGUCCGUACAGGAGGCGAGCCGGGAUCACGGACUUGGUCUACUUUGAGAAGUCACCGGAUUUUUGCGAGCAGGAGUUACAUUUGGACUCAGCGGGGACUCAGGGGCGCAUAUGUAACAAAACCAGCCCGGGAAUGGACAACUGCGAGAGCCUGUGCUGCGGCCGCGGCCACAAUAUCCUGAGACAGACGCGCAGCGAGAGGUGCAACUGCAAAUUCCACUGGUGCUGCUACGUGGUGUGCGAGGAGUGUCAGAUCACAGAGUGGGUGAGCGUGUGCAAGUAGAGAGCAGAAAACACACCGCCACUGCGUGCCAGGGGCCGCCAGAGGAGAGAGCGGCAAGUGUGCCGCCAAACAGGGCCGCAGCCCACACUGACCCAGCCAUGAGACACGGAUCUGAGAUAUGGCUGGAGCGUCCACAAUGGGAUUUACUGCAGACACAGAAAAAACUGUAAUACAUGUAUGUGAAUCAUACCGUCAGCGUAUGUAGCCUCUUAAAGUGACCUCACACCUUCUACUGCAGACACGAAUGUGCAACGUGCAAGGGUUCAUCUCUGCAAUGCAUGCACAUGGCAGAGCUGUGUGAAUGGAGCCUGUAUGGCGACACGCGUUUGUAGUAGGUACCACUAUAUGGCACCAUUGUACAGCACAAGAUUGUGUCCCCUGGAAGCCACGCUAUGACCACCACUGGAUUGAUAUGGGUAAUAUUAGAGGCACACAGGGGUGGCGUAUUAUGGACCAGUACUAGGAGCUUACAUUAAACCGUAUAAUGGCGGUAUACAAGAACCUUCAAUCUCUAAGACAUUACAAAUCUGAUCACCUUUUCUUAGAACUCUGCGUUGUGCCUUUCCUCAGUUAUUCCACCUGGAAAUGUAUGAAUGCAUUGACCAAUGGGUGUUACCAAUCCGGAGGGCGUUCCUCUGUACGCCCUGACACUGUCCAAUCAGAUUGUUUAGAGGAAAGCCCCAUUGAUGAGGGUCCAUUCGCACAACCGUAUUUCUGGGCCCGCAUCAGUUCCGUGGAACAGGUGUGGACCCAUUCAUUUCAAUGGGGCUGCAAAAUAUGCGGACAGCACACCGUGUGCUGACUGCAUCCGUAAUUCCGUUCCGAGGCCCCCCAAAAAAGAUAGAGCAUGUCCUAUUCUUUUACUUGUGCGUUACGCAAAAUGCGGAAUACAAACGGCCAGUCCUGCGCAUUGACCUUAAGGGCUCAUGCACAGGACCGUGCCGUGUUUUGCGGUCCGCAAAACACAGAUGCCAUCCGUGUGCAUUCCGCCCAUAAUAGACAUGCCUGUUCUCAUCUGCAAAAUGGACAAGAAUAGGACAG